Molecule: messenger RNA, 411 nt
Organism: Rhopilema esculentum
Lineage: Eukaryota; Metazoa; Cnidaria; Scyphozoa; Rhizostomeae; Rhizostomatidae
Product: cystatin J
Cellular component (GO): vesicle; cytoplasm
Molecular function (GO): cysteine-type endopeptidase inhibitor activity
Source: RefSeq, a predicted model, not a curated record
AUGGCAAGACAAGCUUUAUUGAUGUGUUUCUUUCUGCUUGCUGUGGCAAAGUUCUGCUCUGCACAGCAAAUGCCAGGAGGAAUCGUGGAAAUGACAAAAGAUGAGAUUGAAAAAGAUGACAUUCUCCACGCAGGUGUGACUUUUGCAGUGACAGAGUACAAUUCCAAAACCAACUCGAGACUUAUUGCUACAGAAAUUUUACAAGCCACAAGACAGGUUGUUGCUGGCAUCAAAUAUGUAGCCCUUGUUGAGUUGCGACCACGGCUUUGCGUGCAUGAUCCCAAACUCAAGAUUGCUCCAUGCCCACCACAGCUAAACUUGCCAACCAGAUGUGUGUUUGACAUCCUUCAUCAAGCUUGGAUGCCUUUGAAAUACACAGUUCUGUCUACAAAGUGCUUUAGAGCGCAAUGA